GAACUGCGAGCGGGCAGGCUGCAGAUCACGAGUAGAGGCGAUUUACCUCUGCUGACUGUUGGAAUCCAACUGGCCCAGUAUGGUGGUUUUGUUUGACUUCAUAUAGCACGGGCAGGUUGAGAUUGCUUCCUCUACCUUGCAGAGUGUUACUGGAGUCGCCCGUCCAUCUUAUUGACCGUCAGAAUGUCGAAACGAAGGCCAGUGGGCCUCAGAGGCAAGCCUAAACGACCCCGGAAAGGGAUUUCCCUGGACGUGAAGCUGGAUAUCUUACGAAGGUUCGACGCCGGAGAGAAACUGAGUGCCAUCGCUAGAACCUUGGUGCUGGCUAAAUCCACGGUGGGAACAAUACGGGACAGCAGGGACAAGAUCAAGGCGAUCGCCAAAGUUGCCGCGCCAGUGAGCGCUCGAACCCUGUUCCUUCGCCGCAGCGAGGUGAUGCUCAGCAUGGAACGGCUGCUGAGCCUGUGGAUCGAGGACCAGGCUGAACGCAAGGUGCCUUUAAGUUCCAUGGUCAUCCAAGCCAAGGCCAAGAGGCUGUACAACAACUUAGUGAAGGAAAAGGACAGCGGUGCCCGAGUAAAACCAUUCCUGGCAAGUAAAAGUUGGUUCGACAGGUUUUGCAAGCGAUUUAAUCUACACAAUAUUAAAGUCAGUGGUAACCUUGUUGGUACAGACUUUGGAGCUGUGAGGAAUUCACCCAGUGUCUUGAAGAAGGUGAUUGAUGAAGAUGGGUAUCUGCCAGGACAGGUGUUUAAUGUGGAGGAAACAAGUCUUUAUUGGAAACGCCUGCCCGACAGGACCUUUAUUUCACAAGAUGAGAAGACUGCAGGGAGCUUGAAUGCUUCCAAAGACCGGCUGACGCUACUGAUGGGAGGCAACGCCGCGGGGGAUUUCAAGUUGAAGCCCGUGUUGGUGUACGGGUGUGAGAGUCCCAGAGCUCUCAGUGGCUACGCCAAGCCCAGCCUCCCUGUGAUCUGGCGCUCCAACCGCAAAGCGUGGAUGACAAUGUCCAUCUUCCACGACUGGUUCAUUAACCACUUCUGCCCGGCGGUGGAGAGGUACUGUGCCCAGCGCAACAUCCCCAACAAGGCUUUGCUCAUUCUAAAGAACGGGCCCAGCCGCCCACUCAACCUGAACGACCUCUCCAGCACGGUGAGAGUUGAGUACCUGCCCAAGGAGACGGCCGCCCUGUACCAACCCAUGGAGCAGGGUGUGAUUGCCAACUUCAAGCGCUAUUACUUAAGGAGGACUCUCCAGCAAUUGGUGUGUGCGACUGAUGGGGAAAGUAAACCAACCGUGCGGGAGCUUUUGGACAAGUUUAACAUCAUGAGUGCGAUGGACAACAUAGCCGAGGCGUGGGGCGAGAUGGAAGCGUCCACAAUGAACGGCGCUUGGAAACACGUCUGGCCGGGUUGUACGAACAACACGAGCCUGCCGCCAGCGGAGACGGUGGAGAAGAUCACCAGGGAUAUUGUUGCGCUGGCCAACGAGGCCGGCUUUCACAACGUGGUGGAGGGCGAUGUGAUCCAGCUGUUGGACUCACACCAGGAGGACCUGUCCGAUGAAGACCUCGUGUGGCUGGAGCAAGAGCGAGCCUCGGAAGCGGUGGACGACACAGACUCGCCGCCCGCCCCACUUCAGCUCACCACCGACCACCUGUCCGACGCCUUGACCUACAUCGACCAGGUGGUGGACAUCCUCAGCGUCAACGACCCGAACCGGGAGCGCAGCCUGAAGGUCGGCCGCUUACUGCAGGACGCCGUCAGCUGCUACAAGGACUUGUACAAGGAGAAAAUACGCCGGCAGCAACAAAUAACUCUCGAUACUUUGCUGGUCUGCAAAACAGAGCCUCCCUCUCCCCCCGUGUGACUAUAGUCCACUCCUGCCCCAUCACAACAACCACACUGCACACUGCUCCACUCACCACUGUAUGUUUGUGUGUACCAAUUAUGAAUACUAUUAAUAUUACCAACUAAUAACAUUAUUAAACUAUUACGUAUAUUUAAUAUA
Amblyraja radiata (thorny skate) is the source of this 2010-nucleotide messenger RNA. Its product is annotated as tigger transposable element-derived protein 1-like. Lineage: Eukaryota; Metazoa; Chordata; Chondrichthyes; Rajiformes; Rajidae. The transcript has 2 exons. Gene Ontology annotation, molecular function: DNA binding. The record is from RefSeq and is a predicted model, not a curated record. Gene Ontology annotation, cellular component: nucleus. The coding region runs from base 184 to 1869 and encodes 561 amino acids.